This is a messenger RNA of Ceratina calcarata, 2625 nucleotides long. RefSeq names its product microtubule-associated protein Jupiter (gene Jupiter). The transcript has 5 exons. Lineage: Eukaryota; Metazoa; Arthropoda; Insecta; Hymenoptera; Apidae. The coding region runs from base 481 to 1233 and encodes 250 amino acids. The record is from RefSeq and is a predicted model, not a curated record. Gene Ontology annotation, cellular component: nucleus.
UAACUAAGUAAUCCGUAUUGAGUGCGAUAUAUUCGUAAAUUCACUUGUUGAUAUGAUUUCCGGCUAUAAAAGGUCGACAAGAAUCGAAGUGUCAGGAAUCCCAACCUCAUAAAAUAUAACGUUUCUAUGGGAAGCAUUCUCUAAAUCUGUAAACCGAUUUCUCUUGAAUUUUUCUUGUUUUCAUUAUAUUUAUUACAGCAAGAGUACCUAAUGUAUCAUUGUUUCAUUUAUUAAGACAGCUACUCAAUUUUUAGUGCAUUUAAAUUGGCAAAGAAUUUACAGUUUAAACGCCAAUUUGACUAGCUAGUCUGACGUCAGAAUUUGUGCUACGGACUACCAAUCCCGUGACACAACCCUAUUUGAUUUCGUUCGGUAGAAGAAAGAGUCGUGUUGUGUUUGGAUUCGCGUGUGCCGCAAAAGUCUCCCGACGGUUAUCGUGAAAAUAUUACGGUCUACAUAGCUCCGAAACUCUAGAAAAAGAUGACAUCCACGGGAACUUUCCAAGGGUUCGGCGACGAGAAGAAAAAAUCCAGCAAGGUGUUAAAACCCCCUGGUGGCGGAAGCAGCGACAUUUUCGGCGCUGCGCCCGACGAGACGAGCCCCCGCCGCGUGAAGAACCACCAGCAGUCGCAGUUGGGCUCGACGCUGUUCGGGGAAACGGCAAACAGCAACAGCAGCAACGAAACGCCGCGUAACAAGCCCGGUAAUGAUUCAUACAAUCGCCUGUUUGGCCCUCCCGAUGCCCCACCCACCACCCCAAACGCGAAAUAUCACAUGCGCAGCAAUAUAUCUCUCAGCGGGGAUUCGACGUCCUCAUCGGUGUCGUCCGGCGCCGCGACGUCGCCCGCUAAGAGCAUCGGCAGCACGGACUCGAUCACGGCCGUGCUCAACGGAUACGCGGCCACCAAUGGCAACAAUCACACCAACGAUGUCACAGCUUUUAGGAGAAUCAAACGAUUUCGUGGAUCGUCCUGCUUAACUCGCAACCCGGUCACCGGAGACGGAGUCGACGUGACGCCCGUCAGACGCAGCGCACGAAGGUGUCGAGAUGGUAAUCCGGUAACUGGAACUGGCUACGCAGAGACGCCGCAGAAGAACGGGCCGGCUGUGCAGAAUGGAAUAUCGAGCUCGAAUUCCAGCGAGAAAUCGUCGACUGAUACGUCGCCCGCGGCCAAGGUCCCGGCGGCACGCACACGCGUGCCCCCCGGUGGCUUCUCGUCCGGAUUGUGGUAAAAUCUGGUAGCCGGGGCAAUCCUCUGGUCGGCAUCCUCCUCUUGGUCGGCGCCGUCGAACCCUUCCAGUGCUGAAUUAAGAAAGAAACACCGGAUCCUUGUUCAAAUUUUCCCUAUUCCAGAAUUUCAGAAUGAUUGGUUCCUCGUUUUUCGUUUCGUUGUCGUUUUCAAGUCGCGUCAUUCUGUGGUAUUUUAAAAUCGUGUUACCCAUUACGGUAUAUUUUUCGAAUCAUUUUCGUUCUAUAGAAGAGAGAGGUAUAAGGGGGGAGGGAGAGAGGAAAAGCGGAGUGUGGGAUUUUCAAGAGGAGAGAGAAAGAAACAAAAGACCGAUAUAAGUGAUCGUAUUAUUUUUUUUGCUGUUUUUCGCGAGUGGAACUUUUUUUUUCAUGUAGGAAUGAGAAUAGAAUCCGGCAAAUAUUUCGGCCAGGCCGAGAAUCUGGAAACAGUUGAUCAAUCGGUCUCUACUUGAGAUGGUGAAGAGUAAAUUUCGUAAUCAAUUAAGGUAUAGCAAAAAUUUCAAUGAAAACGCGAACGUCCUGGGAGAAAGAAGAGAGAGAGAACGCGCCCGACUCGCGAAUAUAAUUAUAAUUACUAAAGUUAGACAGCGUUCGACGAACCUCGGAAUUGUAUAUUAGACGUAGGCAUAUGUUAUCCAGAUGAGAAAAAGGUAUUAAUAACAUAAAUAAUAACGAUAAUUAAUAUUGAAACUGUAUGUAACCCGACAAAAAAAAAGACAAAUUUAAGGUCAAGUGCUUUCUUAUAAUUUUCGUGCCUUUAUUUAAUAUAAUCGUAUUCUAGUUCUUUCUUCUGCAUGAGUAUCGUUCGCGUAAUUUUAAUAGAGAGCACGGUUUCUUGUUUUGCUGGUCCCAUUAAGUCUCUUCGCUCGUACGACGAAAGCUAAUUAAAAAUUCUCGCAAUGAAAAGGAUCUUCAUGUUACUAAACGCAUAUUUCAGCAAACCACAUCCGCAGAUAUCUUCUUAAGUCGCUCGAUUUACUCUAUUGAGUACAUGAACGUGUACCGAUCACUCGAUCCUAUGUAAUCAAUCAUUCUAUUCGUGUCCUCUUAAAACCAGAUACAUACGUAUCGCAAUUCUGUCGGACGAAGUAAUCGAUAAUCGUUCAUCGUUCUUUAAAUAAUCAUUCACCACUAGCUGCUUCUUGUGUUUCACGAUAAUGUGUAAGGAAUUGUAUUUAUUGUUUUACGGUAUGAUUCUUGUGCACACGAUUUCUAUUUACGUUUGGAAUAGAAGACGAAAUGACGGAAAUGAUACUUGAUUUGGUGUGAAAAAAAGCAAAGUGAAAUCGUAUAUUGUUUGUAUCGCAUCGUAUUCUCGUCUCAUAAGUAGCCCUUUUGUACUCUGGCAUUAAUUAAUAAAAUUUUAUAAGCAACAA